UAUGUUAUCAUUGAUUUCACCUUUUAGAUAAUUGUGUCCAAUAGUUUGUUUAAAUGCAAUCUUGUAACCUGAAUUUACCGAAUGCGCCUUGAAUUGGGAAAGAAUAAGUAAUUAAUUUUGUAUUUCGUGAUGAACAGACAAUUUGAUCACCUCUAAAAUGUGAGCAUUUUAUCGUGUAACAAAUAUCCACUAAGUUUAGGUUUCAAGGGAUUUCAAUUUCUUACUAAAUAUCAAACAGGAUUGUAUACAGUUCUGCUCUCAUCUUGAUCGCAGAAAAUAUGAGCCAGUCAAAUGAAGUGAAUGAAAUACUUCUGGGCACAAAUUAUCUAUCAUUAAAACCUAAAUCGACAAACGGGUUUAUCAAUAAAAGGUCAUGGCGUAAUUACAGCGAGAAGUUACGCCGAGAUAAACUAAAUUGUUAUUUUGAGGAACUUGCUAAAUGCGUCCCUCUUGUAGCGAAUUCUCCACAACGCCUGAACAAGACUAGUAUAUUGCGACUAUCGUUAAGCUAUUUAAAAUUUCUUCUUGGUUUGAAAAGAAAAGGUUUAUUACCUAAAGAGAAAUGUAAAACUGAACUGUUACAGCCUGGUAAUGUAGAAGAGUUGAUUGGUGGGUUUUUACUGGUCAUCACUGAAACUGGAAACCUCAUUUACACUUCCAAAUACAUCAAGCGAUACCUGGGAUAUAACCAGAUUGAUGUCAUUGGUCAAUCGAUGUAUAACUUAAUUCAUCCAGAUGAUAACCAAGUAUUCUCGGAACAAUUCCGCAUAACUGAUGUAAAAGAUAUAGCUCACCUACAAACCCACAAAGAGUUUACGAUUCGAUUGAACAAGAAAAAUAAGUUCCAUCCAACAUCAUACGAAACAUUUCAUGCCAUGGGUCAAAUUAAAUAUUGUAAAACUGAAAGGAAAAUCGAAAUGAAAGAGGAGACUUGGCUCAUUGCCAUUCUUAAACCCGUCCUUCAACCUCUUUAUAAGGAAAUAUCUAUAUUUGCUGAGACAACGCAGAUUCAAUACAUUAGCAGACACGACUUCAAUGGCAGAUUUCUUGAUAUUACAUUAAGUUCUUUUGCAAAUGACGAAAUAUGCUCACCUUCAGACGAAUGGUUUCUUCAGCUGACUGGUUUCAACAUAAAAGACGUUCUCGGAAAAUCGGCGUAUCUGUUCGUUCAUGGAGGAGACAUGGAGUAUGUUGCUAAAGCUCACAAAGAAAUGGUUGAAAAAAAUAUUGUCAUCGAAAUUGUAUUUCGGAGCACAACUAAAAGCCAAGGGAUUUAUUUCACUAGUAGCAGGACAUUUGUUAUACGAGACAACUGGACAGAAAAACCGAAAAUGAUUAUUGCUGUGAAUCACGUCAUCAGCGAGAAACAAGGAAAAUCCAUGCUGAUUAAUCAAAUAAAAGGUUUACAGAGUACCUUGCCUAUGAAUACGGAAAAUUAUCUACAGGAAUUAUACCAAGUCGGAAUUUGUACAUAAAUAUAUCAAGAUUCAAAUUUCUAACAAGGGAAAGGAUCAUUAUUCAAUAUAUUUGAUGCCAAUGGAACUAUGAGAAUCUCGUAUACAUUAAGGAUAUCCUGCUUCAAGCCAUUCUUUACCAAAGGCUUGUGAAAACUAAAAUUCUUAGAUUCGUUAUAUUUUUUUAAAAGAAGUAAAAUAUAAAGAUGGGUGAAGCCGUGUGGUAAGUAGCUUGCUUCCCAACUACAUGAUUCCGGGUUCGAUUUCACUGCGUAGCACCUUGAG
This is a messenger RNA of Octopus sinensis (East Asian common octopus), 1739 nucleotides long. Its product is annotated as hypoxia-inducible factor 1-alpha-like. Gene Ontology annotation, cellular component: aryl hydrocarbon receptor complex; cytoplasm; nucleus. Gene Ontology annotation, molecular function: RNA polymerase II cis-regulatory region sequence-specific DNA binding; protein dimerization activity; DNA-binding transcription factor activity, RNA polymerase II-specific. The transcript is spliced from 13 exons. Gene Ontology annotation, biological process: regulation of transcription by RNA polymerase II. The record is from RefSeq and is a predicted model, not a curated record. Bases 279 to 1475 code for a protein of 398 amino acids. NCBI's taxonomy places the organism in Eukaryota, Metazoa, Mollusca, Cephalopoda, Octopoda, Octopodidae.